Molecule: messenger RNA, 5893 nt
Organism: Orbicella faveolata
Lineage: Eukaryota; Metazoa; Cnidaria; Anthozoa; Scleractinia; Merulinidae
Source: RefSeq, a predicted model, not a curated record
CGAACUUGAAAGAUUUAGGCUAAACUUUUCAAGAUAAACCGUGACUUAAACCGUGACUGAGCUUCUUUAAUCAUCGGUAAUGACACAAAUUUACCCAUAACACGAUGGCUGUACUCUGAUUGGCGAACGAAUGAUGGGGAAGUUUCUUUAAUCAUUCACUCAGCUCCACAAUCAACAGUAUAGAAGGUACAAUCUUGUUUGUUGAUCAAAUGCCGUGCUGAGGAUCACCAGGUUUGUACUAGAGCUGAAUAGAACCAUGUAAAAUGAAUAAAAUUGAUUCAGAUUUUUCUAUAUGUUGUUCUUGUGGCUUCUAUUAGCAUCUUUGUUCGUCUUCUUGUUCAGUCAUUUGCUGUACUCCGUUACACAGCAGAGGCGUAAUUGCUCGAUUGUUCAAAGGUUUCCAAAUGGAAUCCUUGAUUUCUUGACUGUUCGCUUUAGAAGCCUUGAUCACUCAAUAAUGUUUUGUUUGCAUGAAGUCUUGCUUUAGCACUUUUCCUGCUCGCGUCUCUCUGAAUCUUAGACUGAAUCAAUGAGUUAUUGCCAUUUAAUCCCAAUUGGGUGAAGGUUUCUCACUGAAAUCCUUUCCGUUCGAUUCGUCCCCAACAGUGAAAAUCAAUCAAUCAAUCCAACUUUAUUCACGUGUCAGAGUAUUCUAGCUCGACUAAAAAGCCGCAUUACUAUAUGACACCUACACUAAAAAAUCCCAGUCUCCUCGGUACCACUUCUGUAACAAAUCUAACAAAGGAGGCCAUCACAAUCUAGGACCUAGGGAAAUUUAUCCAUGAGAAAUAUAGACAGUAGGAACUGAAAUCGGUCUUCACCCUUGAAUGCCGAUAUCCUCGGUUAUGAUCCAAUGCUCGAUCACGUUAAAUAACAGCAUUGUAAAAACAAUGAUGCAAGAGACUGCAAACGAAAAUGCUGCUGGUAUACGUAGGAUCUGUGAAAGAUCUGAUCAGCCAAAAAUAGAAACAUAACAAUGAAGCAAGGCCGGAAAUGUAGGAUUCCUUCUAGAAAACUGAGGCAAAAUCUCCGUGUGGCCUUAAUACCGGGUUUCCAUGCGAUGUUUAUUUUUUAAAAAAUAACUGUAAUGGAACAGAGACCAAUCAGAUUUGGAUAAAUGUUCUAAUUGGCUAAAAAUACAGCACGCUUCCUGUGAUUGGCUAGCACAGCUAGUGCUAAUGAGCGUUCGACAUGUAAUCAAUCUGUUUACCUAAAUAUAUCUGUAAUAAAUUAAGUGAAAAGUUCACCACAGUCCUUCUGUCAUUUGCACGAUAAAUAUUAAAAAAUAAUGCACCGUCACGUGGUACAUACAGAGCAAAGAUCUGGUGACUCAACCAACCAAUCAGUGAUCGGUGUUUCAUCAGACCACUUUCUCAAGCCCCACUUCCCAUUUUAGAAACGCUGUAAGUUUUCGUAAUUAGGUUUCGGGAGACUUCGUUUUAUAAAUUAUCUUUAGAGUGUAAAAGAAUCUUGAAAAGUCUGACACAUUUCUGCAUACUGGUUUAUUUAACGGAAAUGGUGAUUCUCAAACUUGUCACAACGUGAACGACAACUUGCUGUAUGUGUGCACAUCACUACGAGUUAAUUUGAUUCUCCAUCUUAGCUUUUAUUUUUAAAUGAUAUUUACUAAUUUGAAAACAAGCAUUUUUGCAUUUUGAUGCAAAUUUAGUGGGAAGUUUAAUGUGGCGUGAAAGAGAUCGUUAGUGGUUUUUGCUACACAGCGUGGGAAACGUAAAUUUAUAUAAACACAGAAACAAACAGGCAACACAGCAAAAACAAAAUCCGGUGUCAAAAAUUUUUUUAGCAGUUUGUUGCCCAUGGACUCAUCGUGUAUGCAAUUCUGUUUCGCGAACUGCAUCGUCAAAAAAUUGCACUGUAAACAAGGUAUUUACAUCGAAGUCACUGAACCAUGGUGUUAUUUUGAUGCAGUUCAUCAGUCGGGGUUGAUAUUCACUUAACAUUGACCUUCCCAUUGUUAGAUGACGUAAAUGAAUUUUAGUAGGUAAUUGACUUCCUGUUUUAGAAUAUUUAGUUGAUUUGCAGCGAAAUGUCUUGCACCACAACUCAAGAACCUCGGCGAGCGAGCAGAGCUAAACAGCAAUGCCAACACACGCCAAGCUACAAGAUUGCGAACAGUUCCUUCAAAAGGAAAAUUCGGUCGCUCCAGAAUCGGACAGGAUUAUCAAAAAGUACCUUGAAGUCUCUGAAAGAGGAAGCCUCGAUAGUUUCCUUCUCGUCAUUCCGGACAAAAUUCGUAACGAUGAUUACUUGCAUUAUAUCCUGAGAUAUAUGCGGGCACAUAACCAAUUUGACCGGCUUGAUCACGAGAGAAUCUUUAACAACGUCUUGUUCACAACUGUGGAGAGAAAGGUGACGGAGCUUCUGGCAGUUGUUGCACAGAAAGAUCCUCACGCCUUCUGGUAUCUGGCGCACUCGUUCGAGGCUAAACAAGAGCCUUUGUAUCGACACCUGCAUGGACCCAUACAAUGCUGCGUGUGCAGAGAAAUUAGACAAAAAGAGAAAGACGAUGAACUACAGUCUUCAGGAAUGGGUCUGGAGAAUGAAGUCACGGUGUUGUCUGCAUUAAAGAACGCUUUGAAGGAAACGAUCAAGGAAACAAAAGAAAAAGUGAAGAAAGUGAAGGGACGAUGUAGUGAAAAGAAAGGUGAGUGGAAAAUGGGCACUGCUUUCUAGUGAGGAAGGUGGGCAACCUCGUUUCCAGGGUCCUCGCUUCUUUUCACCCCCUAGAGCCUAGAACGAGAAAGGGAGAAGGAAGACGAGAAACCCUGGGAACAAGGUUGGGAAGUGCGAACGAUAGAUAACGAUUUGACAGAGAGAGGUCUGGGUUGCAGCCCCGACGCCACGCUUUGUGUUUUUUUGCUUUUUGGCAAAACAUUUCACAUAACGCCUUUCUCCAUCCAUCAAUGCAUAGUGGUUUGUGUAAAACUAGGACAUUGCGGUAGAAACGAAGAAAAACAAGUACAGCAAUCGAGAAAACUUUCUUCAAAUAGCAAUCAAGUUUUUGAUUCCUGUUUUUCUAUAUUUACAUACUUCCUAGAUGCCACAAAUUCAAACACUGUAUGUGACACAGAGAAUAGUGAACAUGCCGAGCACUGUUUGGAUGAAGCUACAAAGCCUGGUGACAAGGACUACACAGAUACGGAGGGUGUGUAACACACACAAGAAAAACAUUAUUAUUAUAUAGAUUUACCCAAGCCUAAACCCGGAGCUACCCAGUUAUUUAUUUCACCCUUUUUUAUCGAUCAUUUGUUGACAUAACAACAGAAAUGAGUUUUUCUCUUAAAUGGAAAACAUCUGUUUUCGAAAACAAUCGUUUCGCUAAAAAACUCUCUCUUUCAAAAUGGUUAAUGCGAUUUUCAUGCUAUUUCCCGCCAGAAAAACGCAGGCUGCCCAAAAGCCCAGUAUCACGUACGCGCGCGCCAAGAAAACCCCUGACUCCCCUCCCUCUCCAGCCUCCAGAGUGUGUGCGGACGCUCGCUCGCUCACACGGUGACGUGAUAAUAAAAUUUUCUCGGCUUGAUGGUUUAACCAACAAUUCCUACCCAUGGUGCUCCGCUAUAAAUCCAAUAUCAUAUUUAAUUAACGGAAGCAGUGUAGUGGUAGGAGCGCUCGCCUCUCACCAACUGGGCUUGGACUCGAUUCCGGGCUGGUACAUGUUGUGGGUUUGUGGUUAGUUCUUUUCCUUGCUCCGAGGGAUGUACCUUUCUCUCUAAAUAUUAUAUUGAUAAUAUAACACGUUCUCUAAUUGGUUCUUAAGUUUCGUGCACGGUGAUUACGUUUUAUGGCUUUCAUGGUCAAUAUCUAGGAAUAGCAUAUGAGGUCACUGAGUCGAAAGGAAGUUAAUUUGUUGGUAAUGAGUGAAAUUCACUUGGUUCAUCGUUACAGAAAAUAAAGCUGUCUCAUAUAAAUCACUUUUCGUUACGGCUGUGUCGUCGAUAGAUAACAGUUUUAAUCUUCGCCUUGCACAGAUCUAGAGAGUGACGUACCAGUUUUGUCAGCCAUAAAGAAAGCUGUGAAGGAAACUAUAGAGGAAAAAUACUUAUCAGCCUUGGCAGCAGUGAAAAACGUGAAGGAGAAGAGAAGUGCACGGAAAAGUGAGUGACACAGUUUUGAGAAGGAUUGAAAAUUGAAUUUUACUGUCUCAACACUUCUGUCACUCAUUGUAGACAUAACCGUGCGUUUAUUUUUCAAUUAAUUUGUUUAAACAGAUGCGACAAGAAAGAUACGUUGGUCAAGAGGAGCCUCUCACGUCAGCUAUCCCCUGGAUGAAGAUGAAGAGUCCGGGGACGAGGACUACAGAGAUGCUGAGGGUGUGUAACGUUAUUAAUGACCACAUUUCGAGCGCUCUGAUUGGCUGGCUUUCGUUUUGGAUUAUUCGUGUUACAACAUGUUGUUAGUUUUGUUUUAUUCUGGUGGCUUCUUACCUUGAUUAUUGGUCUAUAUAAACGCAAGGGGAAGUUUGGGAGGAUUUGGAAAGUUGUAAAAUCCGGCCAUGUGAGUUGGAGUUCGUCAAUGAUCGAAUUCUUCCAAAGGUUCUAUUGUUUGUAUCAGGUAACGCAUUUUUAGUUCGUAACUAAUCUUUUUUUGAUAGAUAAACUUAUUAAGCUACAGCCUAGGGACACUGCAUGGCGAGACUCAAAUUCAGAACGAGGCAGACGCAGCCCCACAAACUAUGCAUGACACCACCGUUUCUCCAGCAAACAAUGUUGAUUUUGAUCAUAAAAGCUUUUUCGUUCUUAGGUUUACCUUUAAGGAACAUUCCCGAUGACCCAUGCGAACCCAAGAGAGUAAAGGAUGACGUCAGCACUACCAAAGAUUGGCCAACAGCGGCGUCAGAACAGAUGCUCAGCGUGAUAACGAGGCGCAAAAGAGCCUACAAAACUGCGUUUACUGCCUUGUCAGCGGUCACCCUGUUUACCUUCCAUCCACUUCCGGAGUUUGCCUUUUUGUUCCUGUUUAUUUACUGCAACUUUUUAAUCAUAUUGAUCACUUUUUGAGUUUCAGCUCCCCUUUCGGUUUUUGAUAUCUCUCCCUGUAUGAUUCUUCUUCCUAGUCUCCGUCAUCUGUGUCCUGCCUUCUGCAAAUGAGAAUUUAUUCCAGUUUUUGUUGAUGAGUUUUAAGACUUUUUGUAAAUAAUUGCAGACAAGUGGUAUUAAUUUAUACCAUGCGGCUGUUAAAUAAUCCCUUUAUCUUCUUUUGUAGAUACAUUGAAAGGAAAAAACUAGGAAUCCGUGGCAAGUUUACUUAGUGUAGACGCGGUUAUCUGUAGCUACAAUGUUCUUGUAGUUAGACUAUACUUAGUCAAAAAGCUCUAUUUUUGAUAAAUCUCCUCUUUGUUUACCUUUUUUUGUUUUUACCUUCUCAAGGAGAUAAUUACCUGUAAAUAAGACAUCAGACUGGUGUGUAUACCGACAAAAUACACUGAGUGACAAGUGGGAUAUUCCGUUGUACAGAGAGCAUUGCAUAACUAUUUUAUAACUCAAUAAAUGGGACAUUCGGGCGGUCCAUGAUGGAAAGGUUGGGUGUAGCACCACCCAUUGUACAAAGGCUUUCACGUAUUCUGAUUGGCUGUAUUUUCUAUGGAAUGAUAUAAAGAGUGAUAUUUGCGGCUCUGGCAGCAUUAUUGUAGAUUAUAGCGCCUCCUAGAGGAGAACGCUAGGAUGUCAUGAUUUCAUGAUCGUGGUUCUCUACUGUAUACAGUAUACGAUUAUGUAAUGGUAAUGGAACAGUUUUUCAAUGGCCUUUGAACAGCUGAGCACUGUAACCAAUCAGAGACGGAAAAUAUGUUUUCUUUACCAGUAAGUUGAAAAACCAAGCCAGUAAAAUAGAUGCACGCUCAUCUUGAAAAUUUAGAAUAAAAGGUUGAAUUUUA